AGAGAAAGGGCCUUGUUUAGCGGAACCCGUUGUUUAUCAGCUACGAGCCAUGUCCAAGAGCAUCAAAGCCCUCAGCUUGAAGGGCAAGCAGAACUGGGAUACCUCCAUCUUUUGCUUUUCGCGCAAUGCACGUAACAACUUGUUGUGGGAGAAGGACGGAGCGGCCAAAUCGACCCUCAAGCACUACUUCCAAAGCCAUCUCACCUCUACCCCGUCUUUCCACCAUUCGCCUUCGCGUGUCACCAUUCAAAUGUUCUACUAUGCUGAUCCCAACUAUUCCACACUGUCCACAUUCAAGCUGGAACCCUUGGAAAAACUGCUCAGCACCUUGUACCCCAACAAAUACGUUGAUUUGCGAUUCGUCCGAGUUCACUAUCCUUACAUGAAUGCCGAAAUUCUCGCUCAAUACCUUACCAUCAAUGCGGAACGUGUGGGUUGGUCUAUCGUCACUCGUCGUUUCAUGAAACAGGUGCCUGUAGUGAAGCCACCGUUGCCUACCAACAUGCCAUUUGCUGUGCAAUGGCAAAAUCUGUUGCCUCAUUUGAAUAAUGGCCAAUUGACCUCGGCCAUUCAGGGUGUUAAAUAUCAAGUGUCCGGUCGUCUCGGUAAGAGAAAGGGUGCAGCCAGAACUCAGGUCAUCCGUCGAUCUCUGGGAGCUUUCCGUUUCACAAGUCAUAAAUCGUUGGUGGAUGUGGGUCGUCAUACCUUUGCUAAUAAGAACGGUUCCAUCACUGUCAAAGUAUGGAUCUCGUCUGCAUUGUUCGGUGUCGGUGCCUUGGCCAACAAAUUAGGUAGAAAGGCGGCGAAUGCUGCCAAGUUGUAAAAUUGUUUCCCCGUUGUACCUUUUUUCUUUUAUC
Messenger RNA from Radiomyces spectabilis, 857 nucleotides. RefSeq lists its product as uncharacterized. Gene Ontology annotation, biological process: translation. Gene Ontology annotation, molecular function: structural constituent of ribosome. The transcript has a single exon. Lineage: Eukaryota; Fungi; Mucoromycota; Mucoromycetes; Mucorales; Radiomycetaceae. The record is from RefSeq and is a predicted model, not a curated record. The coding region runs from base 50 to 823 and encodes 257 amino acids.